AUGGCGAUGCCUCGCCAUAACGAUGUGUUGUAUCUCGUUGCGCAAUAUCUACAGGCUACGGGGCUGUAUGCCAGCUCUUUAGCGUUGCAACAGGAGAGUGGACUGGAUGUGACUUGGUUACGGGGUGGUUUGCAUGAGGUUGCGUUGCUACGGCGUUGGGUUUUCGCUGGAGAUGUAACAAGAGCUCGAGCGUUGUUGCAGCCUUUGAAGAGUAUCAAUGAAGUAUCCGAGGAGUUUACGGCUGCAUUAUUAGCUCUGGACGAGCUGGAAAUAUUGAUGAAGACUCAAUUCCGAGGUGACACGCAGUCGAGACUCGCUCAAGUCAAGUUAAAGUGUUUUGAAAAACUGGUUCCUCUGUUUAGAGCUCCUGUUGAUGUAGACGAGAGCGACGUGUUCAAGUAUGUUGCAAUGCCGAAGUUACAACUUGUUGGAUUGAUACGUGAUGCUGUGCUAUUCCACCGGCAGAUUGGUGAUGGUACAGCUCGAGAUUGUAUUUCGGUGACGAGUAUUGGCGAGGACAUUGCGUCUGAAGAAGAGCACGAUGGAAAUGAAAUUUUGCUACUGGAUAAACGACAUAACGAAGUGUUGAUCGAAGAGACUGCAGUCGUUCCAGAAGAUCAAAGUGUGGCGCAUUCAGUUGAGUGGACGAUGUGGCAAAAACAACAACGCAACCCGAUGGCAUUUUCCAUGAAUUUGGAUAGAUUUCAAUGGCAAGAAGAUGACAGUGAGGGGAUUGAUGAAGACUUUAUUCAAGAUGUGAAGGAGACUGCUGAUGCUGCCGUGAGCUGUGAGAUUGACGUGAAGAUAAUGGUAGAUGCUACCGUGAGCUGUGAACUGGAUACUAAGGAGACUGUAGACGCUGGCGUGAAUUGUGCACCAGAAGAGAAGAAAACUGCCGAUGUCGCUGUAAGUUGUGGAUCAGAUGAGUGCAGCGCCGUGGCCACACAGACCGAAAGUAUACCGCCGCUUGGCGAAAUAGUCGAGGAACGUACUGUGAAAGAUAAUAAUUGUGGCGAAAGAGUCGACGAUAUCCAUCGUAUCGGCCUGGAAAGCAACAACUCGAUUGUAAUGAAUGCGGAAGCUGACAACAACCAGCGCGGUGGUAGCAACUUGGUUGCAGUGGAAACAAAAUCUAGCUUAGAGCAACCGCAAACAGCUCAACGUGAACAGAUUCAGCAAGCUCUAAUUACCAGUCCCGCUAUCUCAAGCCAAGACUUCACUGCUAGCUGGGCUCAACAGAGUUCAAACAGUCUUCAAUUGAAUCCGUACCCUGAAAAUGGGGAGCCCCAGCAGAAACAAAUGUUCACCGAAGACAUUCUUCCACCUGAACAAGAUAAUUUUGCAGACCUGCAACACGAUCUCAAUGAUGAACUAGAUUUCGAUGUUGAAAUCCCGAUGGGGCUCAAGGGUCCACCGCUGCACUACGACGAACUUAAACUCGACCAUGUGGUGUGUGCAGGCGUAAUUGCUGAAGUGAAAGAGCCUCAAGCCGUACGCGCGUUGGACGUUCAUCCAACUGGAAACCACUUCGCUGUUGGUACAAAUGCACGUGCGUUACGAAUCUUUAACUUAUCAACCCCCUUACAGCAGCGACAGCAGCAAUUAUCCUGGUCUUCCCCUCAAAACAUGAUACUGCCGCUACUCCCCGUAACACUUGAAAGACACAAGCAUCACGACUCGGGUAUCUAUUGUGUUUCCUACAAUCAUCAUUUACUCAACUAUGGCGAUACUUCGAUGGUUGCGUCAGGUGCAGCCGAUGGAUCCGUUAAGGUGUUGAUAACAAAAGAUAGAGAUCCAUUACAGAAGCAGCAAGUCGACGAAUUCUGGAUACAGCGAGGCGACGUCAACGGGUUAAAGGGCAAAACUCGGGCACUGGAAUUUUCAUCCCCUCAUUUACUAUGGACUACCUCAACUAACGAUCGUCGCUUGAGUUGUUGGGAUGUUCAACGAACUCACAAACACUCAAAUAGUGGACCCUUUCAGACACUUGAUGGUCAUGUUGGGGAGAUCCAAACGAUCGCUAUGCCUCAUUCAGCCUCGACUAGCACCUUAUUGCUGAGUGCAGCCCUCGAUAAAACAGUACGUCUCUGGGAUACGCGUAGCAGACGUUGUGAGCGCUUAGUGACGUCUGGGGAGCACGCUGCGUUUGCCCUGCAUUUCCACCCAAGUGAUGACAAACUGGUAGUCUCAGGUCACCAAGACGGUAGCGUUUCUCUUUGGGAUCUGCGAUCUACCGCACGAGAGGCUUUGCAGAUUAUUCUGCCUCACCAAGACGAAUGUCGAUCUGUGCGCUGGUCUCCUGGAGGUCAGUGGCUGCUCAGUGCCGCCUUUGACGGUACGAUCUGCAUCAUGCAAGUCUCCAGUUCAACGUUGCAACCUGUUGCUAGUUACCACAAACAUUACGGUAAAGUGUUACAAGCGCAAUGGCAUCCAACCGAACCAGCAUUCGUGUCCUCAGGUGCGGACAAGCGGGUCAAACUCUGGGCCUUCGCAUAAGCUCGAUGUAGCCAUCUUCUUCAAAUGCAAUGUGACGACAGAAACGUACAGUAAAGCUCCGAUUAGCGCAAUAGAUCUACAAAAUGGCUGCAAAAGGACGAAGCCAAGAUAACUUUAGCUACAUAAGCGAUCAACAAUAGAGGUAUAUUUGAAUGAAUCGAAG
Messenger RNA from Phytophthora nicotianae INRA-310, 2659 nucleotides. RefSeq lists its product as hypothetical. The transcript has a single exon. The coding region runs from base 1 to 2496 and encodes 831 amino acids. The record is from RefSeq and is a predicted model, not a curated record. NCBI's taxonomy places the organism in Eukaryota, Oomycota, Peronosporomycetes, Peronosporales, Peronosporaceae. Gene Ontology annotation, molecular function: protein binding.